This is a messenger RNA of Guyanagaster necrorhizus, 911 nucleotides long. RefSeq lists its product as uncharacterized. The transcript has a single exon. The coding region runs from base 373 to 588 and encodes 71 amino acids. Lineage: Eukaryota; Fungi; Basidiomycota; Agaricomycetes; Agaricales; Physalacriaceae. The record is from RefSeq and is a predicted model, not a curated record.
GUCUCGCCUGCAGCAACUAUGGAUUCAUCAACCUCCUUCCUCCCGAGUGAAAGCUACAAUCUCUCAAGGCUGUCCGUUCGCAAUUCCUAGAAGGGUCACGACCAUUGAUUGACUCCGACUAUACGGUCUAUAUCUUUGUCGAGUUGGAACAGCUGCAAUCCUCGUAUAUCCAUCGGUGGCGAUAUAAAGUCCUGGAAGCCCUCGAAAGUCGCAAUUACCAUCUGCCAUCUUCCCCGAGAUGUUCUCAUUGAGAUAUUUCACUCUGCUUGCGACCCGCAGUGGUGAUACCCACCAAGAUAUGAUAGUUUAAAUGUAGCCAGGCCCCUUUGGAUUCUGGGCUGUGCCUGUGGGCUUUGGAGAGAUACGUUACACAUGUCUCCUGCUUCAUGGGCUCAUAGGCUUGUCGUGAAGGUCUCUUCCUCUAAGCACAUCUUGCAGGCUUUUUUGGAUCACACGCGAACCUCCUCUCAAUCUGUACAUCUUCUGCGACACAGCGGCAAGCUGACAGAAGAUGGAUCGCUAGAAGAACCUUGUGUUCAUUCUCAUUGUCAUGUAUCUUACCCACCUCUUGGAAGCUGUCACAAUUGAAACAGAAACAUCUCCGUCACUACGUUUCUAAUUAUCGCUUGGAUACGUGUUUAAAUGCUCCGAAGUGGUGGAAAACAACGCUUCCAAGGCCAAGGGAUCCAUAUGCAUCAACUGAGGUUACCGCUUGAUGAUUCCAGUGAUAUCACUUGCCCUUGAUAUUCAACUUCCUGGUAUGACAGCAGAGUGCGAAGGGCCAUUUAGUUCCGGAGAGAUUUGUAGUGGUCGGUUCAGCACCGUGUGCAGGAUGGCUAUUAGAUACUCCGUAUUCAGCGCUUAGACGAAUACCUCCGCGAUUGAUUGACGAUUUCAGUGUUAUUUUGGUU